Molecule: messenger RNA, 950 nt
Organism: Argentina anserina (silverweed cinquefoil)
Lineage: Eukaryota; Viridiplantae; Streptophyta; Magnoliopsida; Rosales; Rosaceae
Product: myb family transcription factor PHL11
Exons: 6
Coding region: 67-927 (286 amino acids)
Molecular function (GO): DNA binding; DNA-binding transcription factor activity
Source: RefSeq, a predicted model, not a curated record
GUCUCUGGUUCCCUGUGAAGAUAUUUUGAAGCAGUACGGUGCAACUUGGGAUCGAGUUCGUGAUAUAUGGAGAUGAGCUACAACUACGGCGGCGGCGAAGAGAGCUGUCCGUACGAGAAUGGGGUGAUGAUGACGAGAGACCCCAAGCCGAGGCUGAGGUGGACGCCGGAUCUACACGACAGAUUUGUCGACGCCGUCACCAAGCUCGGUGGCCCUGACAAGGCCACUCCCAAGUCUGUGUUGAGGCUAAUGGGCUUGAAGGGAUUGACAUUGUACCAUUUGAAAAGCCAUUUGCAGAAGUAUAGACUUGGACAGCAGGCUCGGAAGCAAAAUUCUUCAGAACAAGGCAGAGAGAACAAUGGGGAUUCAUUCGUACAUUUCAGUAACCAUCUUUCAACAUUCUCUACCACCAAAUCCUCGAGAGGUAACUCUGAACAAGGAACAAUUCCAAUUUCGGAGGCAAUCAAGUGUCAGAUUGAAGUACAGAACAGAUUGCAAGAGCAACUUGAGGUUCAAAAGAAGUUGCAAAUGAGAAUAGAAGCCCAAGGGAAGUACUUACAAGCUAUAUUAGAGAAAGCUCAAAAAGGUCUCUCCGUUGACAUGAAGGGGCCAAUUACUGCAGAAGCCACAAGAGCACAAUUGACAGACUUCAAUUUGGCUCUAUCAAAUUUCAUGGAGAAUAUGAGUGAAGAAGAGAGAAGAGUCAGCAUGAUAGAGAUGAAUGAAGCUUAUAAGAAGAGCAAUGGCGCAAACUUCCAAAUUUAUGAAGAGGGGAAUAUUGGACAAGAAAAUGAAGAUUCAAAGCUAAAGGUUGAGAGGGGUUCCAUACAUUUUGACUUAAAUACUAAGGGUAGCUAUGAAUAUGUUGGUACGAAUGGAACCGAAUUUGAACCAAGAUGCUUUCGGUUACAAGAUAGUACACUUUGAUGGCAAGCGUAUAACACUUUGUU